UUAUUCGUGGGACAAAUGUACAUAAAAAUAGCAAAAUUACUUGCCCGUCCCAUUGGUUUAGUUACAGAUUUCAUAAAAUCCUACAAACAUUUUUCUCCGAUAUUCCCGGUGUUGGUUUUCUUGAUACGUGGGACAUGACAACUGUUCACCCACAAGAAGAUGUGCACCCCGAUAAAAAUAUGGUGCUUAGCCAAAUUACAAUGAUGCUUUCUUAUGUAUGUGGAACUAUAUAACACGCAAUGUUGUUUAUUUAUAUUAAUUUUUUACUGUUUUUCCUAUUUAUAUUUGCCACUAGACUCCUGUCAUUUACGAUAAAUUAACUUAGAGAUAAAAGCUCCCCGUUACUAUACCCUUUUCGUGCAUUUUUACUGAAAGUGAGAAAUAUAUCGAUUAGGGGAAUUUACCUGCUCCAUGUGCGAGCAAUUAUUAUUUUGAUUUGCUAUUUGUAAGUAUUUGUGCUGUAAAGGUUAAAUGGAAGUCAAGUCAAUUUUAAAGUUACUUAGGCAACGUCGACUAGUACAUGGUCUUGCACCGUGCAGAUUAAUCUACAGUGAAACGGGAACUUGGAGCAAAAAGUACAAAAAAGAAACUCGAAUAAAGAUUGAAAAAGUUUGGUCAAAAAGAUUAGUUGAGAGAUGGAAAAACAGAAAAAUGGAUUCAGACUCUGGAAAUGGGAGGAAAAAGUUCUACUGCUUGUCCAUGUUUCCCUACCCAUCUGGAAAGCUUCACAUGGGUCACGUGAGAGUUUACACCAUCAGUGAUGCUAUGGCUCAUUAUCAUAGGAUGAAUGGCAAGCAGGUGAUCCAUCCAAUGGGUUGGGACUCGUUUGGACUUCCAGCUGAAAAUGCAGCUCUUACCAGAAACCUUGACCCAACAGAGUGGACAGAUAAGAACAUUAAAUAUAUGAAGCAACAACUCAUGGAUCUUAAUUUGUUCAUGGACUGGGAACGUGAAUUCUCCACUUGUGAACCAUCAUAUUACAAAUGGACACAAGCGUUAUUUGUUCGUAUGUUUCACGCUGGCUUAGCUUACAAGCAAAAGGCGCUGGUUAACUGGGAUCCUGUAGACAAUACUGUGCUUGCUGAUGAACAGGUAGAUGAAGAGGGAAGGUCAUGGAGGUCGGGAGCUUUGGUUGAGAAACGAUCCUUGGAACAAUGGUUUCUAAGAACAACUCAAUAUGCACAGUCAUUACUCAAUACACUGGAUGAAAUAGAUGAGAGAGUUGGAAUAAAAGCGAUGCAGAAACAUUGGAUCGGAGAAAUUAACGGAUGUUUUAUCAAGUUUCCAAUAUUGGUAAAUGGGGUCAAAACUGAGGAGGUUAUAUCAGUGUUCUGUACACACCCAGAGUUGUUGUCUAAUGCCUCACAUAUUAACCUGGACCUCAACCAUGCAGAAGAAAUAUUCAACCUGUUUUCUGAUGCAGGUUUAAAUUCGAAGAUGUACAGCCAUCUUGAUGAAAAGUGCAAUGGGCAAGUGGUGUCAGGUGUUUCUGCAUUAAACCCAAUCACUCAAACAAAUAUCCAGUUUGUAAUUUCCGAUCACCAUAGAGAGAGUCAUGGGAAGACAGCUGCCGUAUUAGGUAUUCCAAAAGUAAAUGACACGGAUGCUGAUAUUGCCAACUCUUGCAAAUUUCACUUUAAUAAAACUUUGUCCAACCUCACAAGAAAAGAAACUUUAAAACAAAUUCGCGACUCCAACUGUGGCAGUGGUCACAUGACUUCCAGCUCUCUGCGUGAUUGGUUGAUAUCUCGGCAGCGGAGAUGGGGCACCCCAAUUCCUGUUGUGUAUUGCCCACACGAUGGCAUAGUUGCUGUGCCGGAACAAGAUUUGCCUGUCCAAUUACCAAAACAUGGGGUGGCAUUGGAUGAAUGGAAAAUUACAACUUGUCCCAAAUGUGGUGGAGAAGCAACUCGAGAAACUGACACAAUGGAUACAUUUGUUGAUUCUUCGUGGUAUUUCAUGCGUUUCACUGACCCACACAAUACACAAGAACCAUUCUCAAAAGAAAAAUGUGAUCACUUGAUGCCAGUUGAUUUGUACAUAGGUGGCAAGGAACAUGCUAUUCUACAUCUAUAUUAUGCAAGGUUUCUGUCACAUUUUUGUGCGGACGUUGGCAUGACUGUGCAUAGAGAGCCAUUUAAAAAGUUACUAGCACAAGGAAUAAUCAAAGGAAAGACCUACAAAGUGAAAAACACUGGAAAGUAUCUGCAUAAGGAUGAGGUCACACAAACAGGUGACGUUGUUACUGAGACAUCUAGUGGAGAAAUAGUUGAAACGAGCUUCGAGAAGAUGAGCAAGUCAAAGUUGAACGGGGUCGAGCCCGCUGACUUUGUGGGGGAGUGGGGAAUCACCCUUACACGGUUGUUCGUUCUUUAUGCCGCCGCCCCGUAUGAAUCUAUUCAUUGGGAUGUUAAAACUGAUAUUAUACCUGGUGUAAUGAGAUGGCAGAUGAAACUGUGGAGAAGUGUCGGUCGAUUACUUGAAGCAAGACAGCGCGUUCCUUACAAUAACAACUCAACAUUGAAAGACAGCGACUCCGAUAUUGAAUUGAAAAUUGCAGAAGACACGAAUUUUGCAAUAAAUCAAGUGACGUUAUGUUUUGAAGAGACAACAGUUCUUAGUGCUGCUGUUACAAGUUUAAUGACUGUGGCAAGAUCAUGCAUGAAUGUUCCAGACAGAAUAGUUGAACAAUGUCCUGAGUAUGAGAGGUCUGUGUGUGCACAAGUCGUCAUGGCAACACCUAUGAUGCCUCAUUUUACUUCUGAACUCUGGGAAGGUUUGCGUGGUAUGAAAUACAAACUGACCAAUCAGCAUUGGGAUAAAGAAGUAUUGGACCAAUCAUGGCCCACCAUUGUUGAUCUUGGUAUGAUGGAAAGAAAAAGAAUAAUUAUCAAAGUCAACGGAAAACGAUGCACGGUUUUGCGCACGUCACCUUCUGAUGACGUCAGGGAGCUUGUAUUACGUAACGAUGACGUCAUAGGACGGCUGAACGGCGAACGUAUCAUGGACUUCGUAACCACAAAGCGAGGGAAACAAACGGAAAUGAAUAUUAUUUCCGAAAAGAAACUUUCUAAAGAUUUUGCAGAGAAUAUAUCUUAAAGUUGACGAAUGGCUUUUUAGUGGUUAGGUACAGAUCGCUUGUGGAGAGUUCUAUAUUUUUGUAUUUUUGCAAGCUAUAAUAGAUCAGUUGUUAAGGAGUCAAAAGCAGAGAAAUUUUAGCUGUUUGUGACACUGUUGUCACUGGAGAACGUAGUGUUGACGACACCUAUCCAAUACGCAAUGUUGAAAAUGGCAUGGUCAGCAGUUCUACACUAUAUCGAAGCGUUAGUUUUUUGAGAAGAUUAGCACAAUUGUUUGUAAUGCAGUUGUUAUUUAUUGAAAAAAGCCGUUAUCGGUGUCGCUGUAAACCUCCAAAGGAAUUUACAGAAUAUUUUUCUUGUUUGGUCUCGAUUUCUGGUCUUCCUCGUCAAUCGGAGAUUCGUUCUCGGACGAGUGGUCUAAAAAAUGGAUGAAAUCCGCAGCUUUUAAUCCGAAGAUUGUAAAUUAAUGUCUCCCACAUUUUUUUAAAGUCUUUGGAGUUAAAGAAAUUAGAAUAUGCAGCGAAUACGAUCCACAAAAAUUCCAAAUUGAUCGAUACAUGUCGAUGCGAUGUAUUUUUGUAUUUUUGACUCGUACGAAAGGUACAAAAAGGCGUUACUGAAGCUUGUACAGCACCAUUUUAUACAAGUGUUCUUUAUAACAAAUGCAAGAGGGUAAAUGCACUGUUUCACCCUGAAAUAAAACAUCCAGCACCAAUAAUUGA
This is a messenger RNA of Ciona intestinalis (vase tunicate), 3802 nucleotides long. The record is from RefSeq and is a predicted model, not a curated record. Lineage: Eukaryota; Metazoa; Chordata; Ascidiacea; Phlebobranchia; Cionidae.